Molecule: messenger RNA, 1008 nt
Organism: Ilex paraguariensis (yerba mate)
Lineage: Eukaryota; Viridiplantae; Streptophyta; Magnoliopsida; Aquifoliales; Aquifoliaceae
Source: the annotation of a GenBank genome assembly
AUGGGUAGAGCUCCAUGCUGUGACAAAACCAACGUAAAGAAGGGUCCAUGGUCCCCUGAGGAAGAUGCAAAACUCAAGGCUUAUAUUGAUACUUAUGGCACUGGAGGAAACUGGAUUGCUCUUCCCCAGAAAAUUGCCCAAUUGCCUGGAAGAACAGACAAUGACAUCAAGAACUACUGGAACACCAGAUUGAAGAAGAAGUUGCUUGGAAGGCGAAUACAGUCACAUACAAACCAUCUAUCGCCCGCUAGUCAGAACCCAAAAGAUGAAAAUGGCAUAGAAGAAUCAAAGUCCUUAAGCAACUCAGCCCUUGAGAGACUUCAACUCCAUAUGCAGCUUCAAACCCUUCAAAACCCUCUCUCUUCCUGCAACAAUCCUGCACUGUGGCCCAAACUUCAUCCCCUCCAAGAAAAGACAAUACAGAGCCUCCACCUCCAGGGUCUGAAUGAAAGCUCUAACCCUUUAAUGCAACAGGCCGUCACACCCAGUAAUCUGCAGUUAGAUGAAUUGGAUAACUCUGUGAUAAAAUCAUCUUCAGACAGCCCAAUAAUGUUCAAUAAUGGAAGCCACUUAUCAAACUCAACUACUACUGUUCCAAAAUCGGGUGGUAUAGAACAAUCAAACCCUGUAAUUCAGUCAGUUUCAACAUUUACCCAGGGGGAUUUUGAUGAUUCUAUCAACAACAAAGCGGUUGGUUCUGUAUCUGGAGAGAAUCAGAUGGCUGAGUUUGACUGUUUCAAAGAGAUGGAUGAUUCCAAGGACACUGUGAUUUGGUGGUCUAAUGACUUCCACACAAAUUCAAUUACUUCCUCAAACUCUUGGGAUUCGAUUUCUGUUCUCCAUCAGCCUGAAAGAUUUUAUCAGGAUUAUGCAUUAGGAUACAGUGUGCAAUGAUGAACUACUCAAGUAGUAGAAAGCCUUUGAUGCUCUUAAGAAGAUUAAGAUUGAAGCCAUAAUAACUGGUGUUGUAAAUUGUGUAAACGAUUUUAUUACCUUGUAUUGAAAAAC